Messenger RNA from Gastrolobium bilobum, 989 nucleotides. RefSeq lists its product as uncharacterized. The record is from RefSeq and is a predicted model, not a curated record. Lineage: Eukaryota; Viridiplantae; Streptophyta; Magnoliopsida; Fabales; Fabaceae. The transcript is spliced from 2 exons. The coding region runs from base 113 to 880 and encodes 255 amino acids.
CUUUUCCAUCCUCAAGAAAGUUCCCGUGUCGCAUUUUCCCGGAAAAAUGAAAUUUUCUUGUUCGAUUUUCCUCUGAAAAAAUAAAAAUAAAAAUAAAAAUCUAAGCUUUAUCAUGGCCCUCCUAAUCCACUCCCCGGAAAUGUUCCUUGUCCCUCAAAUUGCCUAUAAUCCUAACCCUAAGCUGAGCAAACUUCACGGCUUCAAACCCUACACAAAAGUUAAGGCAAUUGGACCAAAGCGUGCGGUGAAAAUUUCUUGUGAAGUGAAAGAUUGUGCGGUUUUGGAUUUGGGUUUGGAUCAGAACGUGAAUUCGUACGGUCAGUUCUCGGUUCCGGUUAAGGGAGGAUCGAGGCAGAGCAAAGAGGAAGAAGAAGAAGAAAAGCAGAAUUACUAUGUUAAUAUGGGAUAUGCCAUUCGAACUUUAAGGGAAGAGUUCCCUGAUCUCUUCUACAGGGAACUUAGCUUUGACAUCUACAGGGAUGACAUUGUAUUUAAGGAUCCUCUGAGUACAUUUAUCGGUAUCGAGAAUUACAAGUCGAUCUUCUGGGCACUACGAUUUCAUGGGAGGAUGUUUUUCAAAGCUUUAUGGAUAGACUUAAGUAGUGUAUGGCAGCCUACUGAGAACAUCAUUAUGGUUCGCUGGACUGUUCAUGGGAUCCCACGAGUUCCAUGGGAAAGUCGUGGUAGGUUUGAUGGAACCUCUGAGUAUAAACUUGACAAGCAAGGCAAGAUUUUUGAGCACCGGGUUGACAACAUUGCUGUGAAUUCACCUCCUAGGUUUAAAGUGCUGGGCGUGGAAGAAUUAAUUCGAUCUAUUGGCUGCCCCUCGACCCCAAGACCAACUUAUUUUGAAAUAUCUUCAUCUACUAAGAAAACAUAAUUUUGCUCAAGUUCUUCAAAAAGUUUUGUUGUAAAUUAUUCAUAUUACGUUAAUAAGCUAGACAUCUGGCAUCUUGCUUGUCAUAUAAAGCUGUGAGAAAAUUGACUUU